AUGCUGGUUAUACUGGUGAAAGUAGCAAAGCUGCUGGAUAUAAAGAAAAAGCUGAUAAAAACCUUGACUGAAUUGAACAAUGAAGCCGAAAGAGAAAGUAUACUUACGGAUAAGUACACACCUAUAUUUCAAGAACGAUACGCACGAACUGUUGUUGAUUUGGAGACAGUCAAUCGACAAGUGAAUAUCUACCUGAAUGGUAUACAAGAAUAUAACUCGCAACUGCUUCCACAACUCAGCGAGGUGAGCAUUAGUGCUCGUCCAGAAGCACUGCGCCGGAUGUGUACCUCACAUGCUAAUCAGAUCUUUAAACAUUGCAAUCGUGACUUGAACGUAUCCAAUCCACAAGCAGUUCGGCUUAUCACUGCCUUAACAUCACUUUUAUUACAGAUCCGCUCACUUGGACAACAAAAAAUGACCCCAAUGGAUCUCACCUCUUUGAACGAGUCUAUUAAUGAAAUUCGUCUAAUGGUAGUAAUUUCCGCUCUGAAUCGAACUGUUUCUCAAUUACAAAAAAAAAAAAAAAAUGUUGUAACGGAGACAACGAUUGUGGGAUGGUCACGUUUAAUAUUUUCUGAGAUAUAGUC
Messenger RNA from Strongylus vulgaris, 587 nucleotides. The record is from the annotation of a GenBank genome assembly. Lineage: Eukaryota; Metazoa; Nematoda; Chromadorea; Rhabditida; Strongylidae.